AUGAAAUGUGAUAUUUGUGGAGGAAACCACCCUAAUCAUGAGUGUCAAGCUACUCAAGAAGAGCAUGCCAAUAUGAUAGGAAAUAGACCACCUUACCAAAAUUAUAAUGGCAUGAAUAAUCUGGGCUGGAGGAAUUAUGCAAACCCACCAUGGAACAACAACCAACAGCCGAUGCGGAACAACACACUCCCAAGAUUUCAACAAGCUUCACAUUCACCACCACCCCCAGCUGAAAAGAAGUCAAACCUUGAGGAAUUGAUGACCAAAUUAAUUCAAACUUCAAAAUCUUGGUUCCAAUCCACCGAAAUAGCACUAAGAAAUCAACAAGCUUCUAUCCAUAAUCUAGAAAAUAAGUUAGGUCAAAUUUCUAGACUCCUCUCAGAAAGACCCCAAGGGAGCUUACCUAGCAAUACUGAAACUAAUCCUAAGGAGCAGGGAAAGCAAGAAGUAGAAAAAGCUGCAGUUAAAGAGGAGGAUAAAUGUCAAGAGAAGACUGUGGAAAAGCCCCCUGUAGUGAAAGAAUUCAUACCUCCACUCCCCUACCCAGCAAGAUUGAAGAAGGACAAGGAUGAUGAACAAUUUGGUAAAUUUCUUUCCUUAUUUCGUCAACUUCAUAUCAAUUUACCGUUUGUUGAUGCUUUGGCACAGUUGCCCAAAUACGCCAAAUUUCUGAAGGAUCUAUUGUCCAACAAGAAGAAGCUGGAGGAGUUGGCCAUGGUAACUUUGAAUAAAGAAUGCUCAGCAAUCCUGCAAAACAAGAUGCCCAAAAAAUUGAAGGAUCCAGGGAGUUUUACUCUUCCUUGUCUCAUUGGUAGAUUGAUAGUUGAUAGGGCUUUGGCUGAUUUAAGUGCUAGCAUUAAUUUGAUGCCAUAUUCUGUUUUUAAGAAAUUAGGUUUGGGAUAA
Molecule: messenger RNA, 903 nt
Organism: Abrus precatorius (Indian licorice)
Lineage: Eukaryota; Viridiplantae; Streptophyta; Magnoliopsida; Fabales; Fabaceae
Exons: 2
Coding region: 1-903 (300 amino acids)
Source: RefSeq, a predicted model, not a curated record